GCUGCCCGGCCCGGCCCCAGCAGCCCCGCGGGAGCGCCCCGGCCCGCCCCGCCAUGCCCCCCAAGAAGCAGCAGCAGCCGGCGGGGGGCAGCAAGAAGGCGGACCAGAAGAAGAAGGAGAAGAUCAUCGAGGACAAAACAUUUGGCCUAAAGAAUAAAAAAGGUGCAAAGCAGCAGAAGUUCAUCAAGGCUGUGACUCACCAGGUUAAGUUUGGUCAGCAGAAUCCACGUCAGGUUGCUCAAUCAGAAAGUGAAAAGAAAUUAAAGAAAGAAGAUAAGAAAAAGGAAUUACAAGAAUUAAAUGAGCUCUUCAAGCCUGUGGUUGCUGCACAGAAAAUUAGCAAAGGUGCUGACCCAAAAUCUGUAGUUUGUGCUUUCUUCAAGCAAGGCCAGUGCACUAAAGGAGACAAGUGCAAGUUUUCUCAUGACUUGUCCUUGGAAAGGAAGUGUGAAAAGCGAAGUGUCUACAUCGAUGCUAGAGAUGAAGACCUUGAAAAAGAUACAAUGGACAACUGGGAUGAGAAGAAGCUGGAAGAAGUAGUGAACAAGAAGCAUGGUGAGGCGGAAAAGAAAAAACCCAAAACCCAAAUAGUCUGCAAAUACUUCCUUGAUGCCAUUGAAAACAACAAAUACGGAUGGUUUUGGGUCUGUCCAGGUGGAGGAGACAACUGUAUGUAUCGCCAUGCCCUCCCUCCAGGCUUUGUAUUAAAGAAAGACAAAAAGAAGGAAGAAAAGCAAGAUGAAAUCUCAUUAGAAGAUCUAAUAGAAAAAGAGCGUGCUGCCUUAGGACCAAAUGUUACCAAAAUUACUCUAGAGUGUUUUAUUGCAUGGAAGAGAAGAAAAAGACAAGAAAAAAUUGAUAAGGCUGAGCAAGAUAUGGAGAGGAGGAAAGCAGAUUUUAAAGCUGGCAAAGCAUUGGUGAUCAGUGGACGUGAGGUGUUUGAGUUCCGGCCAGAGCUGGUUGAUGCAGACGAUGAAGAAGCAGAUGACACACGUUAUGUCCAAGGAGCAGGAGAUGAUGAUGAGACAGAAGAUCCUGUGUGCAUAAAUGAUGUAGAUUUGAACCUGUAUGUCCCCAAGGCAGUAGAGGAGACUGGUAUUACAGUGGCUAAUCCAGAGAGAUUCAGCACAUACACUUCAGUAGAAAAAGAUGAUAAUAAAUUAAAUGAAGCUUCUGGUGGUGAUAUAAACAGCAGCGAGCAAAAUGAUUUAGAUGAAGAUAAUGAUGGAGAUGGGGAAUUGGAAAAUGGAGUCAUUGAUGCAGUUCCAGUUGAUGAAAAUCUCUUCACUGGAGAGGACUUGGAUGAACUAGAAGAAGAACUAAACACUCUUGAUUUAGAAGAAUGAACUAAAAAGCUCCAGUGAGGAAUUAAACCUAUGUGAAAACUGACUACAUUUUUUUCUCCUUUUUGAAUAGAAUUCUUAAACAAGAUGUUUAUGGUUAUGCAGCUGAAUAUGAUGGGCACGUGAUAUACCAGGAAUGUUUUCCUUCAAUCUCAUCUACUCCAGUCUUGGCUAUGCUCACAGUAAAACGUUCAGAGUAGUUCAGAAUUACCCAACAGCUGAAUUUGCAGACAGUGAGAUUAAAACUUCCAGCUAAGAGUAGGAAGUGUAACUGCCUUGCCAGUAUGCAAGUGGGCAGUUUGACAUCAGGUACAGUACAAAAAUCCAAGUAUACAUUCUUCACAAAAAAAAGCAUUUUUAUUAGUGAUUGUGUUGAUUUAGAAACUGCCUGAAGUGGUUUUUAGGCAGGGUACUCUAAUGGAGCUGAUGCAGAUUAUGCUUCUUUAAGUGGUGAUUAGCUUUAUUUGAUCAGCUGGAUACUGAAGAUUGUGAACUGAUAUUUCAUACAAUACCAGUACAGUGCCCUCUGUUUGAAAUGUUUUAAACUUUCCCACCACCUUUUGCCAAUAAAUCUGUAAAUAAAAAUCAUCAACUUUAAAA
Molecule: messenger RNA, 1943 nt
Organism: Melospiza georgiana
Lineage: Eukaryota; Metazoa; Chordata; Aves; Passeriformes; Passerellidae
Gene: ZC3H15
Product: zinc finger CCCH-type containing 15
Exons: 10
Coding region: 54-1346 (430 amino acids)
Biological process (GO): cytoplasmic translation
Cellular component (GO): cytosol
Molecular function (GO): metal ion binding; mRNA binding
Source: RefSeq, a predicted model, not a curated record